Messenger RNA from Racocetra persica, 369 nucleotides. Lineage: Eukaryota; Fungi; Glomeromycota; Glomeromycetes; Diversisporales; Gigasporaceae. The record is from the annotation of a GenBank genome assembly.
CUAAACAAGAAACAAAUAAAGCUAAAAAAGAAUAUGAAGAUAUAAAAAAAAAAUAUGAAAAAGAACAAAAACUACAUGGGAAAACUCGAGAAAACUUAGAAGAAGAAAUAAAAAAACAUAAAAAAACUAAAGAAUUACUCAAAAAAGAAAAAGAAAAAAUGAAACAACUUGAAGAAACUAUUGAACAAUUAGAAAAAAAACAUAAAAUCGAAAUCAAAGAUUUUGAAAACAAACUCAAAGAAAAAAAUGCUAAAAUUUUAGAAUUACAAAAUGAAAAUACAAGACUACGAACAAUGUACGAUCAACAAAAAAUACUAUUAGAUAAACUUAAAACUGAUACUGAAGAUUUGGAAAAACUUAAAAAUGAUA